Molecule: messenger RNA, 705 nt
Organism: Parastagonospora nodorum SN15
Lineage: Eukaryota; Fungi; Ascomycota; Dothideomycetes; Pleosporales; Phaeosphaeriaceae
Exons: 2
Coding region: 1-705 (234 amino acids)
Source: RefSeq, a predicted model, not a curated record
AUGUUGCAAUUUCAAGAAGCAAUCCAAAGCAGGAAUCCACCAGUCAAUCCUUCGGUCAAACUGGCGCAAGAAAAUGCUGCAUCGCAACCGGUAUCACAUCCUCUUGAUACGAACGACCACGCAGACACCUCCCAGCUUCCAGAUAGCCCAAUCCAGCAUUUCGAUACACCAAAAGGCCUGACUCUCCAAGUUGAUUUCGCAUGGUCCAAAUUCCGCAACAUCGUCAGCGAGAAGAAUGGCGACCAACUCACACCACUUUACAUUCAACACUUCCGACCCACCAAGCCUCAACUACGAUUCGAAACCGCCCGCGAUAAUGUCAACAUCGCAUCCGGCACCAUCAAGAACAUCUCCAUCAGCGCGGAGUGCGAACUCAACGGCAAAACCGUUGAGUUGAAACCUCUCGCGAGAUGGAAAACAAAGUACAACUAUCUCUCCACCACCCUAUCCCCAGACAACUCUCCCGUAGCAAUAUCAUGGAUCACCAGUUCAUCCAUGAAGAUCUGGGACUUCAUCUGCGUCGAUGCGAAUCAGAUCGCUAUUGCGAAGUUUUCCGUCAAUAUAUGGGCGAUGAAGCAAGUUGGCAAUUUCCAUUUCGAGAAGAGUGCGGAGGCAAUUAGCAAGGAAGCUAGAGACGAGAUUGUUGUGAUGGGUUUGACGCUGAUGUAUGUUAUGCGUGUUUGCGAAGCCGGGGAGGGUGGAUGA